Molecule: messenger RNA, 1685 nt
Organism: Klebsormidium nitens
Lineage: Eukaryota; Viridiplantae; Streptophyta; Klebsormidiophyceae; Klebsormidiales; Klebsormidiaceae
Source: the annotation of a GenBank genome assembly
AACUGAUCCACCUUCCGCCAAGGCGUCAUGCAAACUUUCCACCAGAUACCUGAGGCCCAGAUACGACUCCGAGACGUAGCAAGCUGGCGGACAAGCUGGCCGGGCAGCUUCUCUUGGUUUAGUCUUAGCUUGUAGGCAGGGCAGAGGGCAGGCCAAUGGCUGGGCUGGUUGUGCGAGGGUGCCCUGUUUGUAGGGGCUCGUUAGGUCUCGUUGGCCAAUCGUUGGGUCCAGCAGGUCGACAAUUGUCAGCAAUAACGGCAAGACCAAGUAAUGGGUGGUUGCAUCAUGUGCUCAGAAAGGCCUUUUUUGGAGCUUUUAGUGGUCAAAGUCAGCGUGCAGAGGGUUGGGUUCUCGGGGCGGAUGCUGAGGUGCGAGAGAGUAGAGGCUCCAGUCAGAGACCCGCAAGGAUUGUAGCGGUGGCUGCGACAGCGAAUGCUGAAGAUGCUGUCAGACGGAGAGAUGAGGAGCGUGUGCCUAAGCGGACGGACGCUAAGAAAUUGCUUCAUGGAAAGAAGAUUGCCACAGCGGAAGGAGUGAAGCCGGGGAAGCAGGUGCAGUACAGCAAAGCCACCAGGCGCGCUUACAACGAAAAGUUUGGGCCGCAGCCGGACCGCCUUAGCAAGAUCAUGGCUGCUGCAGGAGUUGCGUCAAGGAGGAAGUGCGAGGAGAUCAUCUUUGAAGGCAGGGUUACUGUGAACGGGCAAGUGGUCAAACUGCCACAGACGCAGGUCCACCCCCGGAAAGACUCGAUUUACGUGGACGGCCGCUCGCUGCCCAAGAACGUGGAGUCGCUCUACUUUUGCCUGAAUAAGCCCAAGGGGUACAUGUGCUCCAACGAUCCGAAUGGCAAGAAGCUGGUCGUCGACCUGUUCGAGGACUUCAUGCUGGCCUGGGAGCAAAAGCACCCCAACAUGCCCCGCCCUCGGCUGUUCACGGUGGGCCGCUUAGAUGUUGCCACCACCGGCCUGCUGAUCGUGACCAAUGACGGGGACUACGCGCAGGCCAUCGCCCACCCAUCUUCCGGCGUCACCAAAGAGUACAUCGUCCAGGCCGCGGCUGUCCCGAGCAAGAAGCAGCUGCAGAUCAUGGCGGAGGGCACCAUGGUGGACGGCCUCCUAGUGACGCCCCUCACGGUCGCGCUGCUCGAGACGGGGCCGCAAGUGGACGGCAGGCGCAUCCUUGUCGAGGUGGCAGACGGGCGGCAUCACGAGGUGCGCGAGCUGGCCAAGGCCGCUGACGUGGAGGUGGUUUCGCUGAAGCGGACGCGGAUAGGGGGCCUCAGGCUACCACGCGACCUGCUGCCUGGCCAGUACAAGCUGCUGUCACCUCGACAGAUCGCAAGCGUGCUAGAUCAGUCCAGUGCGGUGAAGAGGCAGGCGCCUUUGAAGGCCGUCCCAAUCUCGAGAUAGGUCAAAUGGCAUCAGGUUGAAAAGAUGCACCUUAAUUGGGUGCCGUUGCUAAAGACAGGUGAUGAGGUGAAUUACAAAGAGCAUAGCUGUCAGGGAAUGAGAGAGAUCAAAUAGGAGCUUGUAUCAGAAGUAUGUGCAGGCGCUGCGUUUCAUUCGACGUGACGAGUUAGUGGUUACUACAAUCAAGUGCUGACUGUCGGGCACAGUGCUUUAAAUCAGGCCUCUUUCGUCUUUAUUUGUGCUUGUGUCUUAGUAUACUUUGUGCACAUAGAUGGU